Nanorana parkeri is the source of this 1504-nucleotide messenger RNA. RefSeq names its product sialic acid acetylesterase (gene SIAE). Gene Ontology annotation, biological process: carbohydrate metabolic process. Lineage: Eukaryota; Metazoa; Chordata; Amphibia; Anura; Dicroglossidae. Gene Ontology annotation, molecular function: sialate O-acetylesterase activity. The coding region runs from base 42 to 1487 and encodes 481 amino acids. The record is from RefSeq and is a predicted model, not a curated record. The transcript has 9 exons.
CAGGUGGCACAUUUCGAUUUGCUUCAUACUAUGGCGAUCACAUGGUUCUGCAGCAGCAGCCGGCCCGUGCAGUCAUCUGGGGGUACGGAGAGCCGGGCGCCCAGGUGAUCGUUUCACUUAGACGAGAAUCAGAAACCAUCACAAAGACAGCCGGGAUCACCAUUAGUAAAUGUCCGCAGUCGGUGUGGAAAGUGCUGCUGCCCCCCAUGGUUUAUGGGGGCCCCUACCACCUAGUGGCCGAGCAAGUUACUGAGAAAGUGACCAGCAUCCAGCUGGAGGACGUCCUGUUCGGGGAUGUCUGGCUGUGCAGCGGACAGAGCAAUAUGGAGAUGACGGUAUUGCAGAUCUUCAAUGCCAGCGGUGAGCUAAAGAUGGCCUCCGAUUACCCGUAUGUGCGACUAUUCACGGCGGCCCUAGAACAGUCCGCGACCGAGCUCCAGGAUCUCAGCAAGGUGGACCUGCCGUGGUCCCUUCCGACCGCCGAAAACCUUGGACACGGUGACUUCACCUACUUCUCCGCCGUGUGCUGGGUGUUCGGGCGACUUUUGGCGCGCAAGCUGAAGUAUCCAAUAGGAUUGGUGGAAUCUUCUUGGGGAGGGACUCCGGUGGAGGCGUGGUCAUCGAAAACCGCUCUGAAAGAAUGCGGGCUCCCCAGCCAGACACCGAGAUUUCCUUUUUUCGACACGUUUGCCGGUCCGUGUGAUUACUCCGUCUUGUGGAACGCCAUGAUGCACCCGCUCCUCAACAUGACCAUUAAAGGAGCCAUAUGGUAUCAAGGGGAGCAGAACACUGGCAUGAACACGAAUCUCUAUAACUGCACCUUCCCGGCCCUCAUCUCAGACUGGAGACGUAGCUUCCACGAGGGCUCCCUCGGCCAGACGGACCCCACCUUCCCCUUCGGGUUUGUUCAGCUGUCCACAUUCCAGAAGUCCAAACAAAAAGACAACUACCCCGUGAUCCGCUGGCACCAGACGGCCGACUACGGCUACGUACCCAACUCGAAGAUGCCGAACACGUUCAUGGCUGCGGCCAUGGACCUCGGAGAUGAGAAGUCGCCGUACGGCAGCGUUCACCCGCGAGAUAAAGAGACGGUGGGGUACAGACUCUAUCUGGGGGCGCGCGCCAUCGCCUACGGCGAGAAAGACGUCCCGUUUCAGGGUCCGUAUCCAGUUCGUAUCGACGUCUAUUAUGAACACCGAUAUAUGAAUAUCACCUACGACCAGCAGAUCAUCCUCGGCGGCUCCUAUGACAACGUGUUCGAGUUAUAUUGCAGCAGUGCCUCCGGUGAAGGCUACGAGUGGGUUCCCGUCCCGUACUCCUCCCUGAUCGUAUACGCUCAAUCCGUCGCCAUGUCAUUCGGGGCAUGCCGUGACGUUCUAGGAGUCCGCUACGCCUGGGACGACUGGCCGUGUGAAUACAAGCGAUGUCCGAUCUACAGCAUCCAGAAACUCCCCGCUCCGCUCUUCCUGAGAUAUUUUACUCAUUGAAUCUUCCCCGUUUUUCU